Messenger RNA from Arvicanthis niloticus (Nile rat), 3452 nucleotides. It is a transcript of the gene Tulp3, whose product is annotated as TUB like protein 3. Gene Ontology annotation, biological process: protein localization to cilium. NCBI's taxonomy places the organism in Eukaryota, Metazoa, Chordata, Mammalia, Rodentia, Muridae. Gene Ontology annotation, cellular component: cilium. The record is from RefSeq and is a predicted model, not a curated record.
GCGGCGGCGUCUCGGGGUCUGGACGCUGAUGCCACCGGUCGGUCUGGUAUGGAGGCGGCGCGCUGCGCACCCGGACCCCGCGGGGACAGUGCCUUUGAAGAUGAGACCCUGAGACUUCGGCAGCUGAAGCUGGACAAUCAGAGGGCACUGCUGGAGAAGAAGCAGAGAAAGAAGCGCCUUGAGCCACUCAUGGUACAGCCAAACCCAGAAGCCAGGCUGCGAAGGUUAAAGCCAAGGGGUAGCGAGGAGCACACGCCUUUGGUGGACCCUCAGACACCGGGCAGCGAUGUCAUCCUACAUGGCAUCGAUGGUCCAGCUGCGUUCUUCAAGCCGGAGGCUCAGGAUUUGGAAAGCAAGCCUCAAGUUCUCUCAGUGGGCUCCCCUACCACAGCAGAAGGCGGCACCGAAGGAAGUGCAGAUGGGGCAAGCCCUGUGGAGACAGCCUCCAAGCCAGACCUUCAGGAGAUUCUCCAAAAACACGGCAUCUUGAGUAGUGUGAACUAUGACGAGGAGCCUGACAAGGAGGAAGAUGGGGACAACCCCAGCUCCCCAUCAGCUCGUUCAGAGAAGGAGAGUGCUGCAGCCAGCCAGAAAGCAGCCUCGGAGACAGGAGCUUCCGGUGUGACAGCCCAGCAGGGUGAUGCCCAGCUCGGAGAAGUAGAGAAUUUAGAGGACUUUGCGUAUAGUCCUGCCCCUCGGGGUGUCACAGUAAAGUGCAGAGUAACCAGGGAUAAGAAGGGCAUGGACCGCGGCCUCUUCCCCACCUACUACAUGCACCUGGAGAAAGAGGAGAACCGCAAGAUAUUUCUUCUAGCUGGUAGGAAGCGGAAAAAGAGCAAAACAUCAAACUACCUGGUCUCCACAGACCCGACAGACUUGUCUCGUGAAGGGGAAAGUUACAUCGGCAAACUCAGAUCCAAUCUCAUGGGGACCAAGUUCACAGUGUAUGACCAUGGUGUCAACCCAGUCAAGGCCCAGGGUCUGGUGGAGAAGGCCCACACCCGACAGGAGCUGGCUGCCAUUUGCUAUGAAACAAAUGUUCUCGGUUUCAAAGGCCCUAGGAAAAUGUCUGUGAUCAUUCCAGGGAUGAAUAUGAAUCAUGAACGCAUCCCAUUUCGACCACGAAAUGAGCAGGAGAGCUUGCUUUCAAAAUGGCAGAACAAAUCCAUGGAGAACCUGAUCGAACUGCACAACAAGGCCCCGGUGUGGAACGAUGACACCCAGUCCUACGUCCUGAACUUUCACGGCAGAGUCACCCAGGCGUCUGUGAAGAACUUCCAGAUAGUCCACGGGAAUGACCCCGACUACAUAGUCAUGCAGUUCGGCCGCGUGGCUGACGACGUCUUCACGCUGGACUAUAACUACCCACUGUGUGCACUCCAAGCCUUCGCCAUCGGGCUGUCCAGCUUUGACAGCAAGCUGGCGUGUGAAUGAGAAGCAGCAAGCAGGGGAUUCCUUCACCACAGAGCCUUCAGGAGCAGAAAGCUGCUGCCCCUGCCCCUGCCCCUGCCCCUGCCCCUGCCCCUGCCCCUGCCCCUGCCCCUGCCCCUGCCCCUGCCCCUGCCCCUGCCCCUGCCCCUGCCCCUGCCCCUGCCCCUGCCCCUGCCCCUGCCCCUGCCCCUGCCCCUGCCCCUGCCCCAGCACAAGAAGAGUGACAUUCUGCCCCCCCCCCCCCCCGGGAAUGAUCGAGUGUGUGUGUGAAUGUGCAUGUGUGUGUUUAUACAUUCAUACACAUACACACGUGAAUGCAUGUGUCCACACACUCGUUCAUGCCUUCUCUGAACUUGAGAGACCUGGUCAUAGAUUACAGCUUCUCAUGGGUGAGAGAUCAGAGUGUAAGAUAUGGGAGAUAUAGACACCCGGGCACACUGGUGUCUCCUGACUGUACCACAGAUUCUGUGUGGUGACUGUAGCUUCCAUGUGCUUGAGCACUUCCAACAGAAUCAGGUUCUAAUGAUUAAAUACUUGGGCCUCCUUUUUUUGAAGACCCAUUCAAAAGGGGGCUAUUCCCUCAGAUGCCUUUAGCCCGGGAGCCUGCAGACUUUCUCAGCCAGUGAUCUCAUAGUGUCUCUUGCACUGACUUCAGUCAGCUUCUUUAGCACAAAAACAGCCAUAACUAGUUGGUGCACAAAGAGUGUAGCUGUGUCCCAGUAAAACUUUAUUUACAAAGAGGGCAUUGGCCUACUUUGGCCUGUGACUCUGCUUUGCAGGCCUGCCUUGGGUCAUGUCCCUGUCCUCCAAGGCUGGAGCAUCUUCCAGAACACAAGUGGAGAGAGGGCGUGGUUUACUUUUCAGUAGCCAUAGACUGACUUUAUUUUUAUUUUUUUUAUUUUUCCCAUGGAUCUCUGUGUAGCCCUGGCUGUCCUGAAACUUGUUCUGUAGACCAGGCUGGCCUCAGAGAUCCACCUGCCUCUGCCUCCCAAGUGCUGGGAUUAAAGGGGUGUGCUACUGUGCCUGGCAACAGACUGACUCUUAAGAGGAAUUCUUGCUGGAUCUACUCUUGGUAGCUUUUGCCUCACUGAGAUUAUGGCUGUAGAGUGUCAUCUGCCAUCACGGGGCAUAUGACACUAACUUGUUUGUGGGUCUGAAAGGCUCUGCUGUCCCAGCCUCCCUCUUGCUUGUCCUCAGAGUGGGUUGGUAGGCAGCCAUCUCAGAAUCAUGACUGUGGCCAGGUCUCUGGAAUCCUCACUCUCCAGCAUCUUAAUCUAGUGUCUUGUCAGAGGCAGCAAGAGUCUUGGUGAGAAGGCCGCCUGGCUGACACUCCACAGGCCUUUGCUGUCAGCUUUGUCCUCCAGCCUCGAAGCCUGGGCCCACAUCAGUGCAGACACUGCCCGGCACACUGAGGCUUUGAGAUCAUGAACGUCUGCCAGCAAAUUAUGACAAAUUCCUCAAGCUCCCCAGCCUACCAUGUACCUGAACUUGAGAAGUCAAAAACUUUAGGUAUACCCUCAGUGGUCCCCCACUCCCAAACCGCUUCCCAGAAUGGGUGAAGGGUCGCUGGCGACCGCUCCAUGGUUUUGCCUGUGUGGAGGAGGUCCCUUCAUCCCUGCGUCCCCUUGCUCCCUGCUCAGCAUCACACAGCUGCGUGAUGAUGGCGUGAGAUCUGGAAGGUCAGGCCUGUGCUAACCCAGUGUCUUGCCUGUCCUUUCAGAAGUCAUUGUUCUGCCUCAGGCAUGCUUCCCAUUAAGUGCCUUGUUCAUAGAUGUGCUCCGAAACCUGACACACCUCUGCUGCCCACUUUCCCUGGCAAAGCCACCCUUGUUGAGCUGAAAGCUGCUCAUUCCUUUCCACUUAAAGGGGGUGGGGCUACGGGCCACCGGGUCUGACCUUUCUGUCCAGCUUAGAGAGCUGUAUGAUCCCAUUUCACGGACUCUGAGCUUGAGUGUGCAGGUUUUACAUGAAUCCUGUUUAUACCUUUUGUAUGGCAUAUAAAUAAAGAUAAUUUAUAUAAA